AUGCCCUUCCUCAAGUCGGCAACAGCAGCACCAACCACCACGAACCAAGCCUCGACCUCAUCUGCCUCGAAACCAACCUCGGUCUCCGCCACAACCAGCAUCCCUUCAAAAAACCAGACCGGCACCCGCUUACCCACCUCCCCAAGCGCACUCAAGAGCCUACUGGCCCCCUUCAACUCAAUCCCAACGACCGACCAGACUGCUUUCGACCCACCAGCAGCACCCACAAAUCAACACAUCCCAUCACCAUCCAAGCCACAGCCCUCAUCGCCCAAACCCGCAGCAUCCCAUCCCGUUCAUUGCCACUCCGUCCAACCACCCACCUCGGAUCAAAUUACUACCGACGCAGACCAAACCGGUGGCCCCGACUCAAGCCUCAUCCAGGCUAAUCAUCUUGCUAAAUAUAGUCCAGCUGCCAGAAUCCCUGGCACCAAUCGUAUCGGCAUCGAUCUCGGUCAACGGCCGGCUUCCCCUCAAAUCUCCGUACGAAAUGCUUGGCAGUACCUUCCAUUCCUCACCAAACAAGCCACCAACAUUGCCAGCUCAUUUGUUUUCCAUCACCUUAAGGGACCACCCAAAAAGUCAUGGGGAAUUGAAAUGACGAUCUUCACGGCGAUCGUCCGAGAGAUGGCCAAUUACACUCAUCUCUCAUCGAUCCACCAACUACGGACACUGAUGGACUUUGGACAGAUCCUACCCACCCCAAAGGACGGGAUCAUCACCCCGGUCUCAUUCAAAGUCAAACCCAACAAUCUCACCGGCUUCUUGAAGGAGCUCGAUCAGGCCGAGAAGGGCGAUAGGAUCUUGACCGGAGAAUGGGUCGUCAGCAAGAAGACUUGGAAACGUUUGCAGACCGAGAGCCUCGCCAGACGGACCCGCGAUCGUGAACAGGGUAAAGAUUACGGGUUCGGUCAACCAGCCGAUCUCCUCCCCAACCCUCAUCAUCAGCACGGUCUCGGGCAGGAUAAGGUGAUCUAUUUCAUCCAUGGCGGUGCUUAUUUCAUCAUGAGUGCUUCCACUCAUCGUCCGCUCACCAUCUCGAUUGCGAAAUAUACAGAAUGUCGUCUAUUUGCCAUCAAUUACAGACUAGCGCCUGAGACCAAGUUCCCUGGCCCACUGCACGAUGCCGUGGCAGGCUAUUUCAGGCUACUCAACGAUCUUUGCAUACCCGCCCAAAAUAUCGUCGUUGCAGGCGAUAGUGCUGGGGGAGGUCUCGUGAUGGCCUUGUUGAUGUAUUUGAGAGAUGAGGGAUAUCCUUUGCCUUCAGCUGCAAUGCUCUACAGCCCUUGGUGCGAUCUGACGAUGAGUUGCGAUAGUUGGGAAACAAACCAGCCAUAUGAUUUCUUACCCAUGCCCAAGCCAGAUGAUCCAUUAAAUCCGGUGAAGUGCUACCUCGGAGAAGACGGAAUCAAGAAAUGGAUCACCCACCCAUACGUCUCCCCAUUAUUUGGAGACAUGCACGGCCUACCACCGCUCUUGAUCCAAGCUGGCGAUGCUGAAGUGUUGCGAGACGAGAUCACACUACUGGCUCACAAAGCCUCCUUACACGGGGUCAAAGUGAUUCACGAAAUUUACGAAGAUUGCGUGCAUGUUUUCCAGGCAUUUUUAUUCUUAGAAUCCAGCACAAAAGCCCUGCAAUCCAUGCGAAAUUACAUCCGGCACGUUCUCCCGAAGAUGUCACAUGACGAGGCUUCGGAUAGUGAGGAGGUGCUGUCAGCUGACGAAGACUCUGGCGAGGAAGAUGAAGUCUUGGAUGCAUCGGCCGAAGCAGCUGGUCCAUCGCAAGCUCACGAACAACAACCCACAGAUCCGCUCGCAUCCGGCUCGGAUACGACCGUGAACGCUGACCUCCAGGCGAUCUUCCAUAACCUGAUCACCACCCCCUCCGAGCUCAAGACAACGGUAUACACCCAAAGCGACGACGAAGAGGAGGACCAAGAGACCUACUUCCAGCCCUUCAACCCGCUCCGAACCAACCUCCACCCCGAUCAGCAAAAUCUUCAGCAGCAGCAGCAUGUGCGCUCUGCUAGCCCUGCUGACACUGUUACUGCCUCCGAUAACGUGCCUGCAGCACACUUGCCUUCCAACCACAGUCAACCUGCUUGUUUCAAGGCGCCCAAUGUGCUGAUCUGCUGUGGAGAUGUUCAAUUGUUUAGGAAUCAUUCAGAGUUGCAAACCUUUGUGGCUCACAUCAAGUACCACCAAGUGGGAACAUUUUGGCAAUAUUAUAGUGGAGAGAAGGUUAUUUAUGGGAGCUCUAUUGCAAUUGAUGGAUCAAUUGACUCUAUUCAAACCAGUGGUGCGAGUGGGAUUUACAAAAGGCAUGAUUGCACUUCUGGCCACUAUGAACGUCUUCCCUAUUUCAAGGGAACGAUUCACUCCAUCUAUCAUGUGCACAAAUAUGAUAUCUUCCGAGUUAGCCAACUGCCGAUUGCAACUUCAAGUGACAUCUCUCUAUCCCAUGAUUGGCCCGUCGGUAUUGAGCAGUAUGGGAACAUAGCUCAACUUCUCUGGGCAGAACAUUUUUUUAAGGAUGAGGCGGCAAAGGUUGCUUCAAAAACGCCUGGCUGA
Puccinia triticina is the source of this 2571-nucleotide messenger RNA. RefSeq lists its product as uncharacterized. The transcript has 13 exons. Lineage: Eukaryota; Fungi; Basidiomycota; Pucciniomycetes; Pucciniales; Pucciniaceae. The record is from RefSeq and is a predicted model, not a curated record. Gene Ontology annotation, molecular function: hydrolase activity. The coding region runs from base 1 to 2571 and encodes 856 amino acids.